Molecule: messenger RNA, 958 nt
Organism: Phyllotreta striolata
Lineage: Eukaryota; Metazoa; Arthropoda; Insecta; Coleoptera; Chrysomelidae
Source: the annotation of a GenBank genome assembly
AUGUUAAUGCUGCUUAAGGCAUUCGGUGUGGUGGCGGACGAUCUAAUCGAUCAUUCCGAAACGAGGCAUAACAUGGCCUGUUGGUACAAAUACGAAGACGUCGGUAUGACGGCCGUCAAUGACAGCUCGCUGCUGGAACAGUCCGUAUUCCACGUACUAAAAAAAUACCUUUCGAAUCGUCCGCAUUACGCGUCGUUGAUCGAACUGUUCCAAGACACGACGCUGAAGAGCGCCAUGGGGAAAUCCCUCGACUGCGAAAUAACUAACGAUCUCACUAAAAUGACCAUGAAAAACUACUCGUUGAUAUCGAAAUACAGGAACGGGUACUGUACGCUACAGUUGCCAGUCGCUGCGGCUAUGUAUUUAGCGGGAAUGAGCGAUCCGGAACAGCAUCGGCAAGCUCAGACUCUUUUACUGGAAAUGGGGCAUUAUUUCCAAGUUCAAAAGGAUUUCCUCAAUUGCUUCGGCAAUUCGGAAUCGAUCACCAACAUCGGUUCGGACGUGAACGAAGGCAAAUGCACCUGGUUGGCGGUGGUGGCUUUGCAAAGGGCCAGUCCGAGCCAGCGAGAAGUUAUGGAGGAGUUUUACGGGAAGAGUGGAGAAAAGGCUGUGCACGUUAUAAGGAAUUUGUUUGUCGAAUUGGGCUUGCCCGCUACCUACGAGAGAUACGAGGAGCAAACGAACAAAAUCAUAAUGACGAAUAUACAGCAAUUGACCAGGGGGUUGCCGCAUAAGUUGUUCUUUACGAUUUUGAGGGAAUUGUAUACGUUCGAAUAGCGCUAGAUUUACUAUUUUUUUAUUUCUUAUUAUUUUUUACGAAUAAUUGGACUUUUUUAAAUAUAUGUGAUAUGAAGAAAUUUAUCUAGAUAUGUGGAUGAAUAUGUAUUUAGGGACCACUUUAUUUUUCAACUUGUUUGUUAGCUUAAGGUAAAUUUUAUUACCGGCUUUUGUAUAUAAG